This is a messenger RNA of Talaromyces proteolyticus, 651 nucleotides long. Its product is annotated as putative ThiJ/PfpI family transcriptional regulator. NCBI's taxonomy places the organism in Eukaryota, Fungi, Ascomycota, Eurotiomycetes, Eurotiales, Trichocomaceae. The transcript has a single exon. Bases 1 to 651 code for a protein of 216 amino acids. The record is from RefSeq and is a predicted model, not a curated record.
AUGGCUCCUAUCCAAUUCGGCAUCGUCCUCUACGACUUCCAAGCCCUCGACGUCGUCGGCCCAAUCGAUAUCUUAUACGCUGGAUCCAAAGACCUACUGGACCCGAUGGCAGCAGCUGGAUGGGUAACAAAUGAUGUAGCUUCUGCAGCUAUUGAUAUUAAAUUCCAUUAUAUCGCACCGACCAUGGAUGCUAUGCAGAUCAUGUCCGGACUCAGUCUCAACCCCAGCACCACGUUCGACAAAUGCCCCAAACUCGAUUGUCUACUAAUUGGAGGACCCGGUCCAGAAUUCUGGAAUGAUAUCCCAGAGUCAUACGCAAAGUUUCUGACUGAAAAGGCUCAGGAAGUCGAUUACUUUUUUGCGACUUGCACGGGUGGCGUUGUGGCUGCCAAAGUCGGUUUGUUGAAGAAUAAGCGCGCCACGACGAAUUCCACAGUGUUGAGCUAUGUUGCCACAGAAUUCCCGGAAACAAAAUGGGAAAAGUCGCAUUGGGUCGUCGAUGGGAAGUUUUGGACAGCUGGGAGUUCAUUUUCGGGGAUUGAUAUGAUCGAGCACUGGGUGAAGGGUAGAAGGGGAGAGGCGGCGGAGGCACUUGCGCGUGAAAGUCUGGAUUGGACUCCUAGAGAUAUAAAUGGUAAAUAUAUCCAGUAG